Molecule: messenger RNA, 1038 nt
Organism: Botrytis sinoallii
Lineage: Eukaryota; Fungi; Ascomycota; Leotiomycetes; Helotiales; Sclerotiniaceae
Exons: 3
Coding region: 1-1038 (345 amino acids)
Cellular component (GO): membrane
Source: RefSeq, a predicted model, not a curated record
AUGAAGGCGGCAAUCGCUAUUCCGGUCACUCUGGCUAUGGUAUAUAGAGCUGGAUCGCACAAAAGUUUAACUCCAGCAGGUAUUGUUGCAGCUGUCCUCACAGCUGCCGCACACGCUUUACAUCCAUGGAAUUUACCUUUUGCGCUUUUGAUCAUAUUCUAUCUCAUUGGCACAAGAGUUACCAAGGUCAAACACGAUGUCAAGGCUAAGCUAACGGUGCAAUCUACCGGGUCUGCCGGUGGUGAAGGAGCUCGUACUCAUAUGCAAGUUAUUUCGAAUUCUGCCGUGGCCUCCGUUCUCACUCUUAUGCACGCAUAUCAACUACACAAACGAGGAAUCGAGCCAGAAUCGUCUAACGACGCAUGUUACACAUGGGGUGGUGAUCUUCUUGUUGUGGGAAUAAUAGCAAAUUACGCAGUUGUUGCGGCGGAUACCUUUAGCUCGGAACUUGGAAUCCUAUCUUCAGCCCAUCCACGACUUAUUACAUCCCCGACUCUGCGGAAAGUACCACCAGGAACAAACGGAGGCGUUACAGUUUGGGGUCUCGUGGCAGGCCUGCUAGGUUCUCUCAUUAUAGUUACUGUUUCGAUGGCUCUGGUUCCAUUCUGUAGCCCUCAGGAAUUUGCGGAAAAUGGAUGGUCCUUCUUACAGCGACAACGAUUUACCUAUGCGUUAACCAUAUGGGGAGCUCUUGGCAGUGUUGUGGAUAGCUUCUUAGGCGGUUGGUUCCAAAUGAGUGUUGUGGACACAAGGACUGGACGUAUCGUCGAGGGACAAGGUGGAAAACGCGUACUAGUCGUUGCGAGUGAUCCUAUCGGUCUGCACCAGGAAAAGACCACCCAGUCCGAUGCUUCCAAUACUCCACUUAAGUCCAGUCUCAAGCCUGGCCAUCCAAGUCGAAUCAUCGAGAACGGAUAUUUAAACAUUCUUGAUAACAAUGAGGUCAAUUUUCUUAUGGCAUUGACUAUGAGCUUGGGAGCUAUGGGUAUUGCAAGUUGGGUAUGGAAUGUCCCAUUUUCAAGCAUUUAUACUUUUUAA